This is a messenger RNA of Rhodofomes roseus, 840 nucleotides long. RefSeq lists its product as uncharacterized. The record is from RefSeq and is a predicted model, not a curated record. Bases 194 to 724 code for a protein of 176 amino acids. Lineage: Eukaryota; Fungi; Basidiomycota; Agaricomycetes; Polyporales; Fomitopsidaceae. The transcript has 3 exons.
CUGCUGCAAUAAUCCUCAGUGAGUGGUUGACCGUGCAGACCAGCAUAUAAAGGGGAGCCAUGGUCACUAUGUCCUUCAGCUCCUCUUCUCCUUCUGAGCUCACCGAGUAGGUUGCCGGCAACCUUACUCUUUAUUUGACGACUCGCGUUCCUUCCGUACUCGUAACGACCUAGUGCGCAAGGAUCAGAUCAUCAUGCGUUACCCCGCCCUCGCCUCUGCCGCCCUUCUGGCCACGACGGCAGGAACCACCCUCGCCCUCCAAGUCACCAGUCGCUCGACUCAGGACGCCCUGAUAACGGAGCGCGGCUACCACGAUGACCUCGUGUCUCGAGACCUGGAAGUGCGCACCCUAGAGGCACGUCGGCGAAAUAAGCCGCCCCCUCCUCCUCCACCUCCGCCUCCGAACACCCCUACUGGUACUAAUGGGCGCCGCCGCGGACGGAGGCCGAGGGACUACCACGAGAUCGUCGAACGUGGCCUUGACGCGCGAGGGCACCCCAAGCGCCCGCCCCUACGCCGCCCUCCGCCUUACACUCCUCGGCCGCGGCCUUUCACUCCUCCUCCCAGCCCGCCGCCAUCACCUCCCAUGCCGCAUCCGCCUCCGCCGAACAUUCCGGGGAGGCACCACAGACGCCGUAACGACUACGAGUGGGUUGUCCGCGAAUUGGACUUCGACGAUGGCGAACUACUUGAACGCAGCUGGGAGAUAGAUGAGCUUGACUGAGCAGCAGUGGACUGUUGACUAGUGAUGUACAGUGGAACGUGAAGAAUAACGAUCAUGUGUCUAGGGAUUGGCGAGGACUAGCGGCUUUUGACAUUCAAUACAGACAUGAUAAAGAC